GAUGGGGAAGGGGAGGGGGGGUAGAGGAUGGGGAAGGGGAGGGGGGGUAGAGGAUGGGGAAGGGGGGGGGGGGGGAGCCCUGGCGGCGGCGGCAUGUGUGGAGCCUGGUCUAUCGGCUGGGGGCGGGGCUGGGCGUGCCGGCGCUCAGCCCCGUGGUGCCGCUGGUGGUGGGCGGGGAGGGGCCCACGCUGCAGCUGUCGGCGGCGCUGCUGCGCGGCGGGGGCGGGGGGGCCGAGGGCGGGGGCGGCGGGUUUGGCACGGGGCGUGUGUGUAUGCACGUGCCCGCCAUCCGGCCGCCCACGGUGCCGCCGGGCACCUGCCGGCUGCGUGUCAGUCUGACGGCCGCGCACUCGGCGGCGGAUGUGGAUGCGCUGGUGGCGGCGGUGCGGGGCUCGGGCGUGUCGUUGCUCACGCUGCCGCAUCUGCUGGAGCCGGCGGCGGCGCUGCCCGGCGGUUACGCCCGUGGCGGGUGGGAUGGAACGGGGGAGGUGCCGCUGACGGCGGCGCAGCUGGCGGCGGCGGGCGCAACGGCGGUCGUCCUGGCGGGCGCGACGGCGCGCAGCCGGCUGUGAUUGUUAGGCUGCUGAGGGGUGUUUUGGGGCCGAGCCCUGCGGUUGACAAUUCAUGGGUGUUACAACCCAAACCGUGGGCGGCUGUGCUCACACGAUGUAAUAUAUGCCAAUAUUGCAGAAGAGCGUAAGGGGCACAAGGACCAAGUAAGGCCAAGCGUAUGACGUACGGAGGAGAACCAGGGGGCAGGAUCGAUCAGAUACCGUACUCAGAG
This is a messenger RNA of Chlamydomonas reinhardtii, 784 nucleotides long. RefSeq lists its product as uncharacterized. Bases 54 to 572 code for a protein of 172 amino acids. The transcript is spliced from 2 exons. Lineage: Eukaryota; Viridiplantae; Chlorophyta; Chlorophyceae; Chlamydomonadales; Chlamydomonadaceae. The record is from RefSeq and is a predicted model, not a curated record.